Molecule: messenger RNA, 3369 nt
Organism: Onychostoma macrolepis
Lineage: Eukaryota; Metazoa; Chordata; Actinopteri; Cypriniformes; Cyprinidae
Product: sialic acid-binding Ig-like lectin 12
Exons: 6
Coding region: 1534-2481 (315 amino acids)
Source: RefSeq, a predicted model, not a curated record
UAAAUGUUCUGAAGAGAUUACGCAUGUCUGGAGCGCUGUCGAUCUUGUUGCGGAAAUGUGAGGAUUUGGCAGUGUGGACUUUAGCAGAGAAGGAUGUGAGCAUAGACUGGUACCUACUGAGGUCCGACAGAUCGUUGUGAUAUUGAUUAUAGUAAAUCAAUAUCACACAAAGAGUGCCAUUUUUUUUCUCCAAAAAUCAGCAUGAUUACAUAUAGAUUUUUAUUAUUAUUAUUAUUUUUUUUUUUACAAGAUCAAUAAACAAGUUAAAUUAAGAGACUUAAAGGGGUGGUUUACUGCGAUUUCACUUUUUUCAUUUUAAAUAGUGUGUAAUGUUGCUGUUGGUGCAUGAACAGUAUCUGCAAAGUUGCUGCACUGAAAGUUCAACGUAAGCGGAGAUAUCGUCUUUUAAAAAUCAGGAAGUUUAAUGCCUACAAAAACGACUCAUAUGGGACUACAACGAGAUACUUCCCGGGUUGCAUACGUAAAAAACCCAUAAAUUUGCAUCAACCCCUCCCUCCGGAACAUGCCAAAGAGGGGGCAAGGCCAUGUUCUUCGGCUUUGUCGAAGAGGAAGAGUUAUAGUGGAGAGUUGUAGCCAUGCCGUCGAAACGGUGUUAUUUUCACCCAGCUGUCAGGUCUUCUGUGUUCGGGCUUCCUACAGAUGCUGUAGUUCGUCAACAAUGGUUAAAAUUUAUGUUUGAUUAUGUUCCUGACAAUUACAAUCCUAAUUUAGCUCUCUGUGCUGCGCAUUUUACGGAAGACAGCUUCCAGAAUCUACACGAGUUCAAUGCCGUAUUCACACAGAAACUAUUACUAAAACAUGGAGCAGUUACAACUUUAAAACCAGAGGCAGCAGUUGUUGGGCCACAACCUGUAAGUAAGAUUUCAUAAUUUUAAAUGUAUUUGCAUGUAUAAUUUCAGACAUAAUGUUUUAGUUUUAUCAAGGACGUAAACAAAUGCCAACGCUGGCUUUAGUAGCCAGUUAGUUAAAUGCUAUUUCGUGUGUCUAUGACAAACGCGUACAAACAUUUUGGACGCGAAUGUGUAAUUAUGUACUAAUUUUGUAAAUGUAUUUUCCAUGUAUACUUUAUGACGUAAUUUUUCGAUUUGAUCAAGAGCGUAAACACAAGCCAAUGCUGUUUGGUUAGUAUACAGUUAGUUCGAUGCUAUUUUGUGUGUAUAAGACAAACGUGUACGAACUUCAAAAAAUGAUAUGUAAUCACAACAGCAAACUUCCAUUCAGAAACGUUUUGUAAGAGCCGUGCUUGCGGAAGUUCUGCUUGACUCUCUUCAUUACCGCUUUCUGGGUCUGAUUCUGGCUCAAACUGAUAUGGCAAUAUUGACACCAUUAUUUACAUUUGACCGGAGCACAUGCAGCUGUCGCCCGUGAAGGUAAUGGGCGUGACGUUUCCGGACAAUGUGCAGUACGCAGUUUAGCCAAACACAACACACCGGCCCAACUGACCAAUCUGAGCCCAUCGCCUGUUUCUGAGGGAGUGGUUUCAUAGAAUCAGGAAGUCAACCGGUCGUUCAAAUGACAGAGGAGAAAGCGGCUUACAAUAAAGAUGUGCCUGAGCUUCCCAUCCUUACACCCACUGAUCUGCAAGAAGUGAAGGAGGAAACUACAGUCAAUCUGAGCUGCUCUGCUGAAGCCCCCUGCCCCAAACAACCUCCUACAAUAUCCUGGUCUAACAUCUCUGAAUCUGCCCACAUUAAAGCACAGUUACAGGAGAAACCUGAUAAAACCCAGUCAGUGUUUUCAUACGUGACCUUCAAAGCUUCAUACAAAGAUCACAAAAAGAACAUCACCUGCACUGCUACAUAUCCAAGAAAUACACCUGAUGCCUCAACUGUGAAGAGCACCGUGAUUCUACGAGUCCUGUUUUCUCCAAAAGAGACUCACAUCACCAUCGAUCCAUCUGAUUCAGUCUCUGCUGGUACUAAUGUGACUUUGACCUGCAAAAGCAAAGCCAGUCCAAAUGAAAUGAACUACACCUGGUACAAACGCGGACAGAAGAAAGAGCUGGAUUUUGGAGAACAACUGACCUUUAAUGUAAAUAGAAGAAGUGGAGGCUGGUACUUCUGCAGUGCAAAGAACAUACAUGGUAUGCAAAUAUCAGAAGGGAUCCUGCUGAUUGUAGCAGAAUCAUCGUCUUUAAUCAUUGGCUGUGUAGGAGGAAUUUUAGCAUUUCUGUUUAUAUUACUUCUGGUAACAAUUUUCCUAAGAGUGCAAAGAGUAAAGGCAUCCAUUAAUAGGGAAACUGACAUCUCAGAUCAGGGUCAGGAAAAACAUAUGCAUAUCAACUCCAUUUUUGAUAAUAGUGCUUUUGCGACGAGUGAAGAGCUAGAGAUGCCAAAGGAUGAGAACGAAAUCCAUUAUGGACAAAUUGACUUUUCCAAUCCCCAAACCAAAAGCGUCACAGUGAAGGCCUCAGAACAAGAGACGAUAUAUGCCGAGGUCAGUGGUUCAGGGAAAGAUUAGUUUAUAUUAGAAUAAACGGCUUAUGAGUGAAUGUGUAUAAAUGUGGUAUGCUUUGGCCUGUGUCAUAUGUGCAUUGUCAUCCAAUAUGGAAAUAUAUAUUUUUAAUGAAUUAAAAAAUACUUGGGUAUUAAGUUCUUUAUCUUAGGUUUCAUAGAAUUGAUUUAUUAGGAACACUGUUGUUCAAUCUUUCUGAGGACAAUUUUUCUGCAGUGAUUCCACAGUCUUCCAGUUAGGUGUUUAAAUGCCACAUAUGAAGCAUUCUGUAAUAGUAAAACUUUUUUUUUUCAGUUGUCCUGUUACUGCUCUGCUCUGCUUCACUCAUUCAUUCAUUCAUUCAUUCGCUUUUAUAGUUUUGAUCAUGACACAGUUAAUAAUAAAAACAUUCUUUUAAUUGUUAUUAUUUUUCAUUGUUGUUUUCAGGCAAAAUUUUGUGUAGAUUUUAUAACAAAAAGUGUAUAAUAAAAUAAAUUUCAGUCAGAGGAGCUGACCUCAAACACCUGUUAAAGUCAGGUUUUUUUUUUUUCAUGUUAAUAAAAAAAAAAUCAGUAUUACAUAUGGAAAUGUUGAAACUUUUCCUAUGAAGGUUUAAAUGCUCAUAGUUUUAUUUUAAGUUAAAGUUAAAUAUUUAAUGAUGGUAGAGUGUGUUUUGUUCAUGUUAGUUGGUUUGAGGUGAUGUAUUUUCUGGUUUUAAGAGAUUUAAUAAAAAUAAAAAAAACUAAUAAAGUAAUAAAAAUAAAAAUUCUGCUUUAUUUUAUGUUACCUGCAACAGUAAAGAUCUAGUUUGUAAUAUUGUAGUAUUUUGGUACACUUAUUACAGUAACAGUCUUACUGGAGCCACUUUUGAGGUGAAAUGUCUUGCUCAAGACAUAAUAUUAAAAGCUAUUUUAA